AUGGCAGAUCUCCAAUUUAUUGGCGCAGUAGAGAAGCUCAACAACCAAAAUUAUAGCAUGUGGCAGACGUGCAUGGAGUCUUAUUUUCAGGGACUUGAUUUGUGGGAGAUUGUUGGCGGUAGUGACAUUACGCCACCUCCAGCAGCAAAUGCUGAAGCACUCCGGAAAUGGCGAAUAAAGGCCGGAAAGGUCAUGUUCGCAAUUAAAACAACUGUUGAGAAGGAAAUGUUGGAGUACAUCAGGUAUGCCAGCACACCAAAGGAAGCUUGGGAUAUAUUACCAGCCCGCAUCAGGGAAAAGGAAAAUGAAAUGCGACGACUUCAACUCCUCGAGAGUGAGCACAUGUCAAGAGAUACAACUAAAUAUGUGUCACUACAUAGGGCCUUGGUGAAGGGUGACUUGGAAAGUGUCAAAGCUUUUCUGGCUCAAGAUGAAAAUGCAAUAUCAGUUCCAAUUUCUCUGAGAGGGGAAAGACCUAUUCAUAUUGCUGUUGCGGAGGGGCACGUGCAGCUGGUGGAGGAACUUGUGAAGAUGAUUAAUCCUGUAUUUUUGGAAUUUAGACAAGAUGAUGGUGAGACAGCACUUCAUAUUGCUGCUAGGGGUGCAGACACAAGAAUAGCGAAAGCAUUGGUGGAAGCCUAUGGGGAAUUGGUAAGAUUGGAAAAUCGAAAUCAUCAUCUCCCAGUCACCCUGGCUGCAAUUUUUGGAAACACAGAGAUGUUUAAUUAUCUACGCUCAGUGACUUCACAACAGGAUCUCAUCCCUAGAAUUGUUAAUAUCCCCCGGUCUUACUUUGAUCAACAAAAUUACAGGAUAUAG
Cornus florida is the source of this 819-nucleotide messenger RNA. Its product is annotated as ankyrin repeat-containing protein NPR4-like. NCBI's taxonomy places the organism in Eukaryota, Viridiplantae, Streptophyta, Magnoliopsida, Cornales, Cornaceae. Bases 1 to 819 code for a protein of 272 amino acids. Gene Ontology annotation, molecular function: protein binding. The transcript is spliced from 2 exons. The record is from RefSeq and is a predicted model, not a curated record.